Molecule: messenger RNA, 1354 nt
Organism: Suncus etruscus (white-toothed pygmy shrew)
Lineage: Eukaryota; Metazoa; Chordata; Mammalia; Eulipotyphla; Soricidae
Product: histone-lysine N-methyltransferase PRDM9-like
Exons: 9
Coding region: 59-1354 (431 amino acids)
Biological process (GO): regulation of DNA-templated transcription
Molecular function (GO): zinc ion binding
Source: RefSeq, a predicted model, not a curated record
AGGACUUUGGGCAAUGGACCUCGCUGCUGCUCUUCAGGAAUAAUCCAGGCUGGAGAAGAUGGGGCCACACCGUCUGACGUCCUGUCCUCAGAGCUUGGUGACCUUCCCUGAUGUGGCCGUGAACUUCUCCAUCGAAGAGUGGCCAUGCCUGGACAUCUCUCAGAAGAAGCUCUACCGAGAUGUGAUGCUGGAGACCUACGAGCACCUGCAGGCAGUAGGGUAUUUUGGGGUAAAGCCUGCGCUAAUCUCCUGGUUGGAAGGAGGAGCCCUGGGGAGACUACCACGAAGCCUGUUUGCCGAACUCAAGCCAGAAAUCUAUCCUUGCCCCGUCUGCUCUCUCACUUUCUCCAGUCAGAACUUCCUCAGUCGUCACAUGAAACGAAAUCAUCCCUCUUGGAUCCUCCUGGGAGCAUCUGCAAGAAAGCACCCUCAAUCAGAGAAUUCCUGUCCACAUGAUCUAAACCAAUGGCAGCAACAUUCUGAUCCAUAUAAUGACAAACCAAAGAAUGACAUACUUGAAAGUCAAAAGCACAAAGAAAGCUCCGUACAUUUGGCUAAUAGAAUGAGGGAUAGAAGAAUUUCAACAGCCUUUUCUAGACGAUUUAGUGAUCAAAUAGUUAGUUCCAGUAAACAGAUGGCAAUGCAGGAAGACAUUAACACAGGCCUGAAAGAAUAUCAAAAGGACACAGGUGGAAUAGUUUCAAGGUUAGACUUGCCAAUAAUUGUAAGAGACAAGUAUGUACGACUUGGGCAAGGCUUCAGUGCUGGAUCAAAUCUCAUCACACAUCAAAUGAUUCACACAGGGGAGAAACCCCAUGUUUGCAGGGAGUGUGGGUGUGGCUUCAGUAUCAAGUCUCAUAGCACGCCAGAGGAGACAAAGGGAAGAAACCCCAUGUUUGCCGAGAAAGUGGACAAGGCUUUCAUUGGAGGAAAUAUCAGACACCAGAAGAGACAGACCAAAUACACAGGGAAGAAGCCCAUAUUUGCAGGGAUUGUGGGUGAUGCUUUACUUGGAUAUCAAGUCUCAUUGCACACCAAAGAAUACACACUGAAGAAGCCCUGUGAUUGCAGAGAGUGGGCAAAGCUUCAGUGCAAGGUUAAAUCUCAUCACAUAUCAGAACACAUUGCCAGUAUCACCAACUGUGCCACCUCCUCCACAUCCUCGUCCUCUUCCACUUUAUUUUCUGUGGUGGAGUUGCAGGGUCUGCAGUCCUUUGCCACCCUGAAGAAGUCACAAAAGACAGACCUUCACCCACACUCCCGUUUCAUGAUGUCAUUCUCCAAAGGUCGGAUCCCGCUCGUGACCCACAAAUUACUACGUGACCCUCAGUCCACCCUGCGGGCAGGGUCCUAG